AUGGGGGCUGCAAACUCUAAAGUAGAGGAAGAUAAGGCCCUGCAGCUAUGUCGAGAAAGGAAGAAAUAUGUUAAGCAGGCACUUGAUGGAAGGUGCUCACUAGCAGCAGCUCAUCUUAUGUAUAUUCAAUCACUAAAGAAUACGGGAACCGCUCUUAGGAAAUUUGUCGAUCCUGGCGCUCCCAUUGAGUCUUCCUUGUACACUUCCACUAAUGCAACGCCAGAGCCUCUUGUUCAAACUGAGAAGUCCCUUUCUCACUUCUCUUUUUCUUCUCCAUCCUUGUCACAACGCAUUGAUGCAGCUGAAACUUUUUCUCCAUCUCCGUCUCCUCCAAAUUCUACCCGAUUUCACGUAAAUCAUAUGAAAUUCAGGGGUAGCUUUUCUAAAAAGGUAGAAGAAAAACCUCCUACGCCUGUUACCGCAACAGUAACCUCCUCGAGCACCCCACAGAAUACCACGCCUCGCUCCACUGAAAAACCUGAGGUAUCACCAUUUGAAGCUUCUUCGCACCCACCUCAAACUCCACCAUGGGAUUACUUCGAUUUCUUUCACCCAAUUGACCAUCAGUUUUCUUUUCAAGAAGGGAAGGGAGUGAACCAGGUGUUCGAAAAUAAUGAUGAUAUGAGAAGACUUAGGGAAGAGGAGGGAAUUCCUGAGCUGGAAGAUGAAGAAGAGAAGGUUUCUUUUCUAGGGGGGGAAGAAUCUGAAGAUUCUGAAGAUGAAUUUGAUGAGCCUGCUACAGAUACUCUAGUUAGAAGUUUUGAAAACCUUAAUAGAGUACAUGAUCAUGUUGAAGCUAGCGCUUCACCCACAAUGCCUUCUGCAGAAAGUGUAACUUCAGAAACUGAGUUACUGAAUGGGGAGAAAAGUAACUCUCCUGAUUUGUCGCCAUUAAGAGCCACAUCCUCAGUAUUUGCCGUUGAAACUGACUCAAAUAGAACACCAGUUAAAGAAGAUUGUAUUGAAAGUAAGGUUGCCCCAAAAGAUUUUUUUUCAAGCAUGAAAGAUAUUGAAGUUCUCUUUAUAAAAGCGUUCGAGUCCGGUAAAGAAAUUCCCAGAAUGCUUGAAGCAAAUAAGUUUCAUUUCCGUCCGCUAUUUCCAGCAAAAGAAACAGGUGGAUCAAUUUCAUCUACAUUCCUGAAGGCUUGUUUCUCCUGUGGUGAAGACCCAAGUCAAGUUCAGGAAGAGCCUCCUCAAACUGCUGUGAAGUACUUAACUUGGCACAGGACGACAUCAUCUCGGUCCUCUUCAUCGAGGAAUCCUUUAGCGGCAAACUCAAGAGAUGGUAUUGAGGAUCUUACUGGUAACCUCUUUGAUAACUACUGCAUGAAUUCAGGCAGUCAUGCCUCAACCUUGGAUAGAUUAUAUGCGUGGGAGAGGAAGCUUUAUGACGAGGUCAAGGCUAGUGAGAUGGUUAGAAGGGAUUACGACAUAAAGUGUAAGAUUUUAAGGGAACUAGAAUCAAAAGGAGAAGCUUAUCAAAAAAUUGAUAAAACUCGUGCUGUUGUCAAGGAUCUGCAUUCUAGGAUCAGAGUUGCUAUUCACAGAAUUCACUCUAUAUCAAAGAGGAUUGAGGACUUACGAGACAAAGAGCUUCAGCCACAACUUGAAGAGUUGAUUGAGGGGUUAAGUCGGAUGUGGGAGGUGAUGCUUGAAUGUCACAAGCUUCAGUUUCACAUAAUCUCGAUAGCUUACAACAAUGGCAACACCAAAUUCUCUGUACAGUCAGAAUCACGUCGUCAGAUUACCAUCCAUCUUGAAGAUGAACUCAACUCUCUAUCGUCAAGUUUUAUGAAGUGGUUUGGUGCUCAAAAGUCUUAUCUGAAGUCUAUAGAUGGCUGGCUUUUAAAAUGUAUCUCUUUGCCACAGAAGGCUUCCAAAAAGAAAAGGAGGCCACAAGAAAUCCCCUUUCGGUACUAUGGCCCUCCAAUAUAUGUCACCUGUGGUUUCUGGUUAGAGAAGCUUGAGAAUCUUGAGAAGCCGCCUGCCAAGGAACUGGUAGAUUCUAUAAAGAGUUUAGCAGCUGAAACUUCCAGUUUUUUACCACGACAAGAAAAGAAAGAAGGGAAGGAUGCUAACCAAUCAGAUUUAACAUCCUGGAAACAUGAUAAUGGUAGUGAUUCUGCAGUUAAUAUGUUGAGAGAUGAAGUUUCUCAAGACUGGGCUUCAGGUUUAGACCAUUUCCAAAUAAGCUUGGCAGGGUUUUGUUGUAAGUUGAACAACUUUGCAGAGUCAUCUGUGAAGAUGUAUGCAGAUCUUCAGGAGGCCAUUCAACGUGCUAAGAGCAACUAUGAGCAGUUUAAGGCUCAAUCUUCAGUUUGA
Messenger RNA from Prunus armeniaca (apricot), 2322 nucleotides. NCBI's taxonomy places the organism in Eukaryota, Viridiplantae, Streptophyta, Magnoliopsida, Rosales, Rosaceae. The record is from the annotation of a GenBank genome assembly.